AUGGGGAGAAGGCAUCACUGUAUAGGUGGAGGACUUGGAUUACUACUGCUAAUAUCACACUUCACACCUAUAGCUUACUCUGCCUUACUGAACGGGAAUAUUUUCAGCAAUACCGUCAGAGAUGUUACUACUAAAAUUGGAUUUACUGAUAUACAGAAAAUGUAUUCUGACGCACAGUCUACAUCAAAUGAAGUGGAAGGAGUCAGUCUUGUAACAGAAAUUUCCUCUUCUCUUGGAUAUAAAUUUGACGGACCUGUAUCGGCAGCAAAGCGCAUCAAAAAUAUAGUGGAAACAGAAGAAGCAUCCUUUUCAUCUACACUUCUAUCAGAUCAAUGCUGCCGAGGUAUUGGGGUCUCUUACAAUUCUAAAUUCAAAACUGAGGUGGCGUUGGAUAGGUCAUGCAUGCAGAUUUCGAAGGAUGCUUCCCCGGACAGAAAGUACCCCACACAAGCCGUAGAAGAUGUCAUGAGGGAAAACGCUCGCCUACACCCGAACUUGAAAUGGCAAUACUUUGCUAGCGAGGAUGGAUAUUACCUCAGCUGGCCAUCUGUCAAUCAGGCAGACUGUUCUAACUACGACCCACGGUUUAGGCCUUUUUAUGUAGCUACUGCUACCCCAGUUCACAAGGACGUAGUGAUCAUAAUAGAUAGAUCAGGAUCAAUGGGCAAUCUAUACAAUGGAAAAUCACUGAUGAAAAUAGCACAAGAUGCUGCUAAUACUGUUCUGGAGACGUUAAAUCCUAAUGACAGAGUUUCAGUUGUCGCAUUUGAGACAGGCGCAGAGAUUGUUGGUAUAUCAGAACGUCAAUGUCUCACCACAGAGCUAGCUAUGGCAACGCCUCUGAAUCAGAAAUAUCUCAAACAGAGGAUCAACAGACUGUCAAUAGGAGUGGCUACAAACUACGAAGCUGCCUUGACAAAAGCUUUUGAUGUUUUUGAAACAUCAUCGUUUAUAUCAAACGGUACACAUAGAGAACAGGUAAUACUCUUCCUAACAGAUGGAAGGAAGACGGCAGGUGGUGAUCCACUGACUACCAUAGCACGGAGGAAUGAAGCACUUGGGAAUCGAAUUAUGAUCUUUACGUAUGCUCUUGGAAAUUCUUUUGGUGCAGGCGACAAGACAUUGUUGGAAAAUAUGGCAGCUCAAACACAAACAAACGCAUCAUUUGGUGCUAUCCAGAGAGGCGAGUAUAAGCAAAUAAUUGACCCAAAUCUCCUCAGAAGUUCCAUGGCGUCCUAUUACAACCGUUUCAGCAGUAACCAGCAUAGGAAUGAACCAAUCUUCUCUGUACCAUACAUCGACGCCUUUGGCUUAGGUCUGAUCACGUCAGUUUGUGUACCUGUAUACAGAGGAUCAGGGGACCUGAUGGGCGUUUCUUGUUCUGAUGUCACAAUGGCUGACCUCCUCUCAGACAUAACCUAUUUUAGUCAGGGAGAAUUAUCUUAUGCUUUCAUCAUAGACCAGAUUGGUCGUACAUUGAUGCAUCCACUACUACCUCAACUGUCGUCUGUGACGGAUGACCCAAUCUUUGUUCACAUCAAUCAGAUGGAGAGGUCAUCUGAUGCAGCAAUAGUCAUCGAGGAAAUGAUGAAGGGAACAACAAAUCAGAAAACAUUCAUUUCCAAACGAACCAUUCCUCGAGGCAGUGUAUUGUACGAAGGAAUAGAGACCCGUGACAUAAUGUCUACAUAUGCUUGGGGUACAGUGCCUAAUAGUAACCUGUCCAUGGCUGUAGUAGUUGGGGAAGGCGACACCUUGGCCAAGCUGCUAGAUCUGACUCCAACUGCUGAUGUCUUUCAUUACCAUAGAUUGGACUUGGAUACUUCCCAAACUUCUUUCUGCAAACAUUUCAACAGAUAUGCAACCAAAGAUUUCUCUAUAUCUAUGUUAACACCUGGAUCAUUUAAGGAUCCUUUGAAUUACCUCAAUACGGAAGAAACCAGACAAAUUGUAGCAAGUUACGAAAAUUAUCUCCGAGGUACUACAAGUGUUAAUCCUGGAUUGAAGGACACUGUGAUCAACUCCGUUACAUUGACCUACAAGGCAGAACAGAUGUGGAAGAAUAAACCGGAGCAGGCAGACCUUGUAGUGUGGCGAUAUAUCGGCACCACUGAUGGGGUUAUGCGACUGUAUCCUGGGGCUCAGCUACCAAAGAACUAUGACCACACCCGUAGGCCAUGGUUUAUUAGAUCUGUUGCGCUAAAGGGGAAGGUAGUUUUCAGCAGCCCAUACCUUGACCAGUGGUCUUUGGGAUAUGUCAUUACUGUAUCUACUACCAUCCAGGAAAGUGGUUCCCAAACCCCUGUGGUGGCUGUUGCGGGAACAGAUAUCCGUGUUCCUUACAUGUAUCAACUCCUACUGAGUUCCUUCCCAGCAUGUUCACAGACAGAAUACAGCUGUAUUGUGGUAGAUAGCAGCGGCCUGGUGGUUGUACACAAGGAUUUUGUUGAGUUUACUGGCGAACCAAUGAUUGAAAAUAUGCACAUCAUUGAUAAGGAGCCAGCUAUAGCAGAGGAUUUACUUAGCCGUCAACACAUGAUCAAAACUAGUUGUCUAGAUUUUGAGAAUAUUAAAGAACAGUUUUCUUACCGAGUAAGUGAUUAAAUGACCAGCAGCAUUAACAGGAUGAGCAGUUCAGCAGCCUAUGAAAUACAUCCAGUUGCAAAUACGAAUAUUUACAUACUCAUAAAGAGGAAAAUGACAACGUCACAGAGUUCAUGUUGUUCUUCAUAUGGCACUCCACCAGACCGACAAUUGUGUGGUUUAACAUCCUGUGACUGUCUCUGUUAUAGGCAAACAGUGUAUAACUAUUGUGUGGAUGUGUACCCUUUACUAAGUGAUGCAGCUCCCACAUGCAGCCCUCAGCCUCCAGACCUGGUCUCUGAGGGUCUUACAGAUGCUGGCAAGUUACAAAAUCUCGACAUCUGUUUUGAUGCUCAAUGCUCAGAAAGAUCAGCAAAGGAAGGAUGCCACAAUGUGUCUGGCUGUAGCUGGUGUUACUUAGAUAAUGCCAACAAUGGUCUAAAUAAACCACUGUGGAACAGUUUACACAUGUCAACAUGGAGCUCUUUCAACAGCAGACCAUGCUUGUUCUAUUCAUGCGAUGGUGAUGGUGGUGGUGGUGGUGGCAGUGGUGGUGCCAUUGCUGGUAUAGUUGUUGGAGUUUUAGUCUGUAUGGCCGUUGUAAUAUGGGUAGUAUGGAAAAGAAAAAAGAAUGCAGCCAAUUGUAGUGCUUCAGGCCAGAGGAGUGGCAUUGAUAAUCCAACAAUGACGCCAUCAUCAGCCUCACCCAACAAUCCACAGACAAACUUUGCAUCAUGGGAAACACCAUCAGUACUGUCAAUACCUUCAGCACCGCCAGCACAGUCAGAAUUUCCGAUGGUCCCUCCCCCUUCAUAUGAAGAAAGUAACAGGUACUCUAAUUGUUAA
This is a messenger RNA of Ylistrum balloti, 3429 nucleotides long. RefSeq names its product VWFA and cache domain-containing protein 1-like. The record is from RefSeq and is a predicted model, not a curated record. Gene Ontology annotation, cellular component: voltage-gated calcium channel complex. Gene Ontology annotation, molecular function: voltage-gated calcium channel activity. Lineage: Eukaryota; Metazoa; Mollusca; Bivalvia; Pectinida; Pectinidae.